This is a messenger RNA of Hydra vulgaris (swiftwater hydra), 1721 nucleotides long. RefSeq names its product eukaryotic translation initiation factor 2 subunit 3, Y-linked. Gene Ontology annotation, molecular function: GTPase activity; translation initiation factor activity; GTP binding. Gene Ontology annotation, cellular component: eukaryotic translation initiation factor 2 complex; cytosol. The record is from RefSeq and is a predicted model, not a curated record. Lineage: Eukaryota; Metazoa; Cnidaria; Hydrozoa; Anthoathecata; Hydridae. Gene Ontology annotation, biological process: formation of translation preinitiation complex.
CGAAACCAGCCUUUAAGCGUAAAGUCCGAAAAAAUAAUCGUGGUUGAACACAAAACACGUGGCUGAACAUAAAACUCAAAACAAAGUCUCUCGGAAGGCGAGCUAAAAUUUUCUAAAGUAAAACCAAGAUCGGAUUUUUCCUUUUCCAUGCUUCUCCAAGAUGGCUGCCCUUAACAUGUAGAAAAAGACUAAUUUUUCAACUAAUUUCCAUUGUAAUAUAAUUCUGAAUAAAAUGGCUGAUGUAGAAAAUAUCACAAUGUCUCAGCCUCAUCUCGCUAAACAAGAUUUAGUAACCUUGGAUCCAUCGAGACUGAACCCACUUUCGCCUGAAAUUAUAAGUCGUCAAGCAACUAUAAAUAUUGGUACCAUUGGACAUGUAGCUCACGGAAAAUCAACAGUUGUCAAAGCUAUUUCUGGUGUUCAGACUGUUCGUUUCAAAAAUGAGUUGGAAAGAAAUAUUACUAUUAAGUUAGGAUAUGCAAAUGCUAAGAUAUACAGAUGUGAUAACUCUGGAUGUCCAAGACCUGGGUGUUACAGAUCAUGUGGCAGUAGCAAAGAAGAUGUUUUUCCUUGUGAUAGACCUAGUUGUACUGGGAAGUUUAGACUUGUCAGGCAUGUGUCAUUUGUGGAUUGCCCAGGACAUGAUAUUCUCAUGGCUACUAUGUUGAACGGUGCAGCUGUUAUGGAUGCUGCUUUGUUAUUAAUAGCGGGUAAUGAAUCAUGUCCACAGCCGCAAACAUCAGAGCAUUUAGCAGCUAUAGAAAUUAUGAAACUUAAACACAUGAUUAUUUUGCAGAACAAAAUUGAUUUGGUUAAAGAGACUCAAGCAAAAGAACAACAUGAACAAAUUCUACGAUUUGUCAAAGGUACAAUUGCUGAAGGGUCUCCUAUUGUUCCAAUAUCUGCUCAGUUAAAAUACAAUAUAGAAGUGAUUUGUGAUUAUAUUUGCAAAAAGAUACCAGUUCCUAUUCGAGAUUUUAAAUCUCAACCUCGUUUAAUUGUUAUUCGAUCGUUCGACGUGAACAAACCAGGUUGUGAAGUAGAUGAUUUAAAAGGUGGUGUUGCUGGUGGAAGUAUUCUUAGAGGUAUUUUAAAGGUUAACCAGGAAAUAGAAAUCCGUCCAGGCAUAAUUUCAAAGGAUUCUGAUGGUAAGCUACGAUGCCAGCCCAUAUUUUCGAAAAUUGUAUCCUUAUUUGCAGAACACAAUGAUUUGCAAUAUGCAGCUCCCGGAGGUCUAAUUGGUGUCGGUACUAAAAUUGAUCCAACGUUAUGCCGUGCUGAUCGUAUGGUUGGUCAGGUGUUAGGUGCAGUUGGUGCACUACCAGAUAUGUAUACAGAGCUUGAAAUUAGUUACUUUUUGUUAAGAAGGUUGCUCGGUGUCAAAACUGAAGGGGAUAAAAAAGGAGCUAAGGUACAAAAGCUUGCAAAGAAUGAGAUGCUGAUGGUGAAUAUAGGCUCCUUAUCGACAGGUGGCCGAGUGCUGGCUGUUAAAGCAGAUUUAGCGAAAAUUGUUCUCACGCAGCCUGUUUGUACAGAAAUCGGAGAGAAAAUUGCAUUAAGUAGGAGAGUAGAUAGACAUUGGAGGUUAAUUGGUUGGGGUGAAAUCAGACGUGGUGUCACAAUAAACUUGCCGAAGUAAAUAUAACGCAUGGUCGGUUAUUGAAGUAACAAAUGGAAUUAUUUAACAUUAAUUGUCGAUGAGAAAAUUUAGUUGUUAAAAA